Messenger RNA from Auanema sp. JU1783, 258 nucleotides. Lineage: Eukaryota; Metazoa; Nematoda; Chromadorea; Rhabditida; Rhabditidae. The record is from the annotation of a GenBank genome assembly.
AUGGUAGCUCUUACCUCAGCUCACGUGCUGGGUAGACAACAAUUCCAGAAAAAUGAGUUCAAUACCGAUGAAGUUAUCGCAAAAGCCUUUGAAGCAUAUAUGCCAGAUUUCCUCUCCUCCGUCUCGGCUUCUAGCAGAAGUGAAUUCAUCAAAAUAUACUCUAACAGUACCAUCCCCAGAUCGCAAAUCGAAACUCAAUUGAACCAAUGGGCUGUUCAAAAUGGUGUUCAGGUAUUAAUACUCUUCGUCAUGAAGUAA